Bombyx mandarina (wild silkworm) is the source of this 5168-nucleotide messenger RNA. RefSeq names its product protein girdin (gene Girdin). Gene Ontology annotation, molecular function: dynein light intermediate chain binding; microtubule binding. Gene Ontology annotation, biological process: cytoskeleton-dependent intracellular transport; cytoplasmic microtubule organization. Gene Ontology annotation, cellular component: centrosome; cytoplasm. NCBI's taxonomy places the organism in Eukaryota, Metazoa, Arthropoda, Insecta, Lepidoptera, Bombycidae. The record is from RefSeq and is a predicted model, not a curated record.
UCGCAUGAAGUUAGGACGUGUGGUAAAAGUCGGGCAGUUUGGUUUUCUUUUGUGUUUUGAUACAUAUCCUGAAUGUGAUUACAAGUUGUUUUUAUAAACGAACAUUAUUUCGAUGCCAUGCGCACGGAGCGGGUGCAUGGGGAUAGGUUUCAUCGAGCCUAACUCAUGGCAAGGAUGGCUGCAUCUGGUACGGAGAUCGAAGACUUCUUGAACGGGCCUCUGAUUUCGUGGAUAAAAUCAUGCAUAUCAAAUCCAGAAUCAGUGUCUGGGUAUCAAUUUCUUUUCAAUGGAGACAUCCUUCACCAAGUUUAUCUUCAGAUAGACCCAGAACCAUCAUACCAUAUCACAAAAUUGUCAGGUCUCGAAGACCAGGCUUUGAUACUUGGUAGAGUUAAGAACUUUGAUGCUAUCAUUAAAAAUGUGAAAGCAUUGUAUGAAGAGGAGUUGGGAAUGACACUUUUAGUGGUCCCAGAAUGCAUAUGCCUUGGAAAAGCUCCGGAAUCCAGGGAAGGGCUGGAGAACAUGAAGUUGCUUGUGUUACUACUACUUGGUGCCGCUGUUCAGUGUCCAAAUAAAGAAAUAUUCAUAACAAGAAUUAAAGAACUUGAUUUGGAGCUACAACACAGCAUUGUGGAAUGCAUCAAACAGGUGACAGACAUGCAAACAGUGGUAUUGACCCCGGAUGCGAUAGAUCUCUUCCAGUCACCGACAAUGUUCAAUCAUAUGCGACGACUUGCCAAAGAACGAGACCAUUAUCUGCAAAAUUGGGCUUCCUUAGUACUGCAAGAUGGGCUUUGUGAAAAUGAAAAUGAGGUCAAGAAUGGAAAAAAUCGAUCAACCCAGAAUGUAAAUCAAAGCAACGGCGAUAGUCAACAUUUAGCUGUUGAAUUAGCUGACUGGAAAGCAAGGCUACGGAAGCAAAGGCAGGAACUUGAAGAAAAAUCUGAACAGCUUGUAGAAUGUCGUGAAGAAUUAGAACACACUAAGUUAGUGUUAGGAAAGUUGAGAACAGACAGCCAAGAAUGGUUCAAUGAAGCAAGAAAAGCUACUGGCUAUAGAGAUGAAGUUGAUGCGCUUAGAGAAAAGGCUGAACGAUGUGAAAGAUUAGAACAAGAAAUUCAGCGAUACCGAGAUAGAUUGGCAGAUGCGGAGUAUUAUAAGACGCGUGUGUCAGAAUUGAGAGAAGAUAACAAAGCCUUAAUGGAAACUAGGGAUGCACUUGAGGAACAACUGCAAAGGGCUAGAAAAAGAGCAGAGCAAUGCCUCAAUUUAGAAGCAGCUAUGAUCAAAUUAAAAAGGGAAGCGAACGACAUAGCAUUGGAAAGAGAUGCAGAUCAGCAAAAAAUACAAGAACUCAUUGAAGAAAACAACCAUUUGCAAUAUAUUACUCGGUCUAUGUUAAGUGAAAGUAACAAUAGCAAUCUAGAUACAGACAAUGAAGGAGAGAGUACUCUAGAAUCUGGAGAAAAUAGUUUAUCAGAACAAUUAACGAGUAAUGCUCAAGCGAGGGCACUGAAGUUAGAAUUAGAAAAUAAACGGCUCCUCUCGACAAUAGACAACUUACGAGAACAAUCAUUAUUAGAAAGCAGUGAUAAAGUAUUGGAAUUAGAAAAAGAAAAGAAAAGGUUGGCAUUGAAAUGUGAACAACUCCAAGAAAAUUACAACAGGCUUGUACAACAGAAUUCGGAACUCGAGGAUGUUUUUAAAAAUGCCCUAGAAGAGAACAGAAAAUUACAAGACUCAUUGGACAGUCAAAAAUCUUUUAUAGAUAGGCAGGCCAUAGAUAGAGAAUCUGAAAAGAGUAAACUUCAAGAUUUCGAACGACAUUUAGAAUCGCUUACCAAGGAUAAGCAACGUAUACAAAUGCUCUGUGACUCAAUACAGAGAAGGGCUGAUGAACUAGAAAAAACCUUAGACACCAGAAACAAAGAAGUCAAUAUUCUUAAGCCGGAAGCCGAUAAGGUUACUGGACUAAUUAUCCAAACAGAAGAACUUAAAACAAAAUUGACUUACAGUGAAAGAGACACGCACAAUCUACAAAGAGAAGUUGGUAAAUUAAGAGAAGCCGUAGAAGAAAAAGACGUAAAUUUGGACAAGUUUACUAGCGAACUUGAGUUAAAGAAAAAAGAAAUUGAAAGAUUAGUCAAAGAAUUAGAAACAAAUCACAAUAUAGCCAAUAGAUUACAGGAUCUUGAACAAAAAACCCAGGAAUUAAAAUCACAAAAGAAAGUUGACACUGAAACUAUACAGACACUGCAGAAAGAUUUAAUAUCCGAAAAAGUUAAUUUUGAUAAAUUGAGGAAUUGUGUAGAGAAACUUGGUAUACGUUCGACAGAAAUAAUAUCCAAAGAAGUUAACGUAGAAGAUCUAUUGGAAAAAAUUAUCACAAACAGUGAUUAUGAAGGUUUAAUAUCUGAAAUUGCAGCCAAAGCAAACUUACUGAAAUUAGUACCAUGUGAUUGCAAACAUAUAGAAGAAAUUGACAAAGAGGAUGAUGUAGUUAAUCCUCAAAUUGAACAGCUCACGGCAGAUCUAAUUGCUUUACAAGCUUCUCUCGAAAGCAGUCAAGCUGAAAACGCUAAAUUGCAAGUGAAUAUUGCUACGCUGAAUUCGCAAAACGGGUCAUUGAUUUCGCAACAAAUGACAUUACAACUGGCUAAUAGCCAAUUGGCUGCGGAAAAGGAAGAAAUUAUAAAACAGUUAGAAAUACUGAAGGACAAACAAGACAACCUGUUAAGAGACCAGGUUGCUCUGCAGACAUUGCACGAACAAUUGAAUACAGAGUACGAAAUGCUCCUUAGUGAGAGAGAGCCAGUGAAAGUUACCAUUAGGGAUUUAAAACUUGAAAAUAGAGAGUUAAAAGAAAAACUAACGCAUUGUGAAAAAAAAGUAUAUGAUUUUGAAAAAGAAAGGGACAACUUGAAAACAGAGUCUAGAAACUUGAUAAAUCUUAGGGCAGAACACUCCAAAUUGAAAGAUGAUUUUAGAAAUCUUUUUACUGCUAGCGAUAGAUUGAAAAACGAAUAUAGAAACAUGCAGGAAGAGUACAGAAAAUUGAGAAGUGAAGUGUCGCAUUUAAAAUUACUUAACACGGAAAUUUCUGGGGAAGUCAAUACAAAAGUUGAAAUUAUCACGAGCUUGGAACUAGAGAUUAAUAAAACAAAUCAACACUGUGAAAUGUUGAUACAAAUGAAUAAAAGCUUAGAUGCCGAUAGGCGUUCGUUAAUGGAUCACGUGUCUCAACUUUUGACCCAAUAUCACGAGUUACUCGCUCAUUCGUUGAAAGAUAAACAGCAUUAUCACGAAGAAGAGAAAAUGUUCGCCGACAAAGUUAAUGCACUAUGCCGUCAAAAGGAAAAACUGGAAGAAAAAAUAAUGGAACAUUAUAAGAAGUUAGAUAACUGUACAACAAAACGACGUGGUUUCGGAGCUUCAUUCGUUAAGAGGGUACGGAAAGCCGGGACAGACUUAAUAAACAAGGUUCCAUCGAGAAAUAACAAAAGAAUCGAAGAUGCCUCCAGUUCUAAAUCACAACUAACUUUAGCAGGCUCCGAAUCAGGAGAGUCAGAUCCAGGUAGUCAAGAAAUUGAGAAAACGUUGAAAAUGUCUGAUUUUGAUCCCGCGACAUCUAAUCAUAGCGUUGAAUCGUCUAGACACAGUACUGAAGCGAGCUUCAGUCGAAGAUUUGAUGAUAAACUAUUAAAAAAAUCAGAAAACAUGGAAAUGUCCGGGUCUAUUAAUAGCUUGGAUUCUACAAGACUUACCGGUGACAAUAAUUUCGCAAGAAGAUUAUCGACAACGUCCAUACAUAGCGGAGGCGGAGAUGAUGCUCUAAUUAGAGCAUCGUUACGUAGAAGACCACAUAAAACUGUGCCUCCUUCUCAUCGUAACAGCUUUCAAGGUAUAGAAAGCGAAUCGGGUUUGCCGACAGCUUCAACACCGACGCCGGUAUUCGGUACAGCUGGUACUCGUCGCACUGUGUAUGUUGCAGACGAAGAGGCUAAUGUCAACCUUGAUUCAAAGCCGCAAAGUACACCGAUAAAAGAGAACCCGACAUAUUUAGUAUACAACAGAAUAUCGACGGUUAUCGGCGACGGCGCUUGUCAAAGUUUGAAUGAAAGACCAACGUCUGAAAGGCCUGGUCCAGACCAACCUCACACGGUCGAUGAUUCUACUCAAGAUAGAAAUGAAGCAAGACACGACCGGAGAUCAAUAAAUCGUAACGAAAACACGGAGAAUUCUAAAGAGUCCGCGAUAUGGUACGAAUACGGAUGUGUCUGAUGCAGUGGUUUGUGGUGUAAAAAAGACUGAAGCCAUGCCUUGUAUUUCGAAUGUAUUUAUAUGAUCGAAUUAUGUAACCUCAUGACCAGGAUAUUAUUAAUACUUUUGAAUUUAUAUUUGCAAUUUUUAGUAUUGUGAUAAGAUUUGGAGAGCAGUAUUAGCUUGGCAUUUAACCGAAUGACUAUUAGUCAGAAAUAUAAAGAAAAUACAUUGUAUUUUUGUCACAAUAUAGUGUAGUCUUCGUAUAUUUUUACUUUAUAGAGGCUUUUCUUUUAUUUAUUUGAAUACAGCUUCAAAGUCUGAUGACUUAUUACGACUAUGUACUGUAUAACCCUAUAAACAAACUAGAAUAUUGUUUUAUUUUUUGGUUUAGUGUAACAAUAUGUACAAUACUAACAAUGACAAAUUUUAACUAUUGUUUUAGUUGUUUCGUAGCAUAAAUUAGAAUAAACAUAGGAUAAGAAGGGCUCAGUGAAAAAAAGUGGUUUAAAUAACAAAAUCUACUGGAAAAUUAAAACAGCUUUUAAAACAGCAAGUGCCUGAUAGCUCUGAGUUUUGACUGAAAAUUUCUUUAUUCUGAAAUAAAUUAUCUGAGUGAUCUACAUUUUUUGACACAAAGAAUAUUUUCAUUUAUUAUAAUGUAUACUAUUUAUAUUGGUGAACCAUCAAAUUGGAGAUUCAGUUUAUUGUGUAUUUUAUUAGCUUAUGUUAGUUGAAUCGUUUUUACACUCAUUCCUUCAGAUAAUUUUUCGAUUCGUUUUUUACCUUACUUUACCUUACCUUAAAAUUUACAUCAAUUGUACUUUAGUAUAAUAUUGAAAUGUGAUUUAAUAAACGUAUGUUUUGUUUAUUUUCUUCAGUAAUUCGUUUAGUUUACAUUUACAUGA